Molecule: messenger RNA, 582 nt
Organism: Mytilus californianus (California mussel)
Lineage: Eukaryota; Metazoa; Mollusca; Bivalvia; Mytilida; Mytilidae
Product: complement C1q-like protein 4
Exons: 3
Coding region: 55-546 (163 amino acids)
Molecular function (GO): protein binding
Source: RefSeq, a predicted model, not a curated record
UUAAGGUACCAACUUUACAUGUGUAUUCUGCUGUAGGUCUUGUUUACAACUUAAAUGUUUUUAUUUCAUCCGUUUUUAAUAGGCGUUUUGUGUGCGACCUUUGGAGAGGUCAAAACUCAUUAUGACGAGGGAGAAGAAUAUUUCUAUGACAGCUACAAUGAAAAGCCUGCAUUUCAUGCAUACGUAAAAGGUAAUCGUCCUUUUAGUGGAGAUGACAUCUUGAAAUUUGACGAAGUCCUUACGAACAUAGGGAACAACUACGACUCUUCAACGGGUCAGUUCACUGCACCUAAAACAGGAUUGUACCAAAUUGCAUGUACCAUACAAGGAUAUCGGACAUCUGGUGUCACCUUCCAAAUACAGAAAAAUAAUGAUAGAUUUGAUCUUGGUUAUGCGGGAGGUAGGGACUGGCAUGCUGUAACUCGUGUUCUACUGAUGCAAUUAAAGGAUGGAGAUAAAGUGUUCGUCCAACACAGAGUACCACACAGAAAAGAGACUGUUGCUGGAAAUCGACAUUCAUAUUUCUCUGGACGUCUUUUGCAAUAAAAUUCAAUUUGAUAUAAAAUUUGUUGAAUCAAUAAA